UUGUCUUCAGCAUCCUUUCGAGAGAGCGGCUCGGAGGGUCGCUUCGAGAUGAACUGGGAUUGAAACAGGAGCCAGAACCCGUUAUAAUAACAAUAAUAAUAACAAUUAUAAUAAUAAUCAUCAGGGAUUAGGGUAUCUGUAAUCGUGUAGGAGAGAGAGGGAGACACACACAGAUCAUUCAUCCUGUUUGCGCACCCCGGGCCUUGAGAGAUCGACCCGCGUUUCACACCGCGGCUGAAGAGCGCUAUGAAAGGAGACACUCCUGUGAGCAGCACUAUGAGUAUCGCACAGGCUCGCAAACUGGUGGAGCAACUGAAGAUUGAAGCCAGCAUGUGCAGAAUCAAGGUUUCGAAGGCAGCGGCUGAUCUGAUGGUGUACUGCGACUCUCACGCCUGCGAGGACCCCCUGAUCACCCCCGUCCCCACCUCCGAAAACCCCUUCAGAGAGAAGAAAUUCUACUGUGCGCUGCUGUGAGAGAAUCACACACACACGCACCCCCAUCCCCACCUCCGAAAACCCCUUCAGAGAGAAGAAAUUCUACUGUGCGCUGCUGUGAGAGAAUCACACACACACGCACCCCCCAUCCCCACCUCCGAAAACCCCUUCAGAGAGAAGAAAUUCUACUGUGCGCUGCUGUGAGAGAACCACACACACACGCACGCACACAUACACGCACGCACGCACACACACACACACACACACACACACCCCCGUCCCCACCUCCGAAAACCCCUUCAGAGAGAAGAAAUUCUACUGUGCGCUGCUGUGAGAGAAUCACACACACACACAUACAUGCACGCACGCACACACCCUCACACACACACACACACACACCCCCGUCCCCACCUCCGAAAACCCCUUCAGAGAGAAGAAAUUCUACUGUGCGCUGCUGUGAGAGAAUCACGCACGCACACACACACGCACACACCCCUCACACGCACGCACACACGCACACACACACAGACGUCUCAUUUGAUUUGCAAGUUUGGCAGAAUCAACCCUGACCCGACCUGGUCACUAUCAGAACCAGAGACCAGACCAGACCGCACUCAUCUUUUAAUUAUUUUAAUUAUCAUUUCUAUAUAUUUAAAAUAUACAUAUUGGAUUAUUGCUAUUAUUAUUAUCAUCAUUAUUUUUAUUUUUUUUUUCAAAGCCAAAAAGAUUGUCGAACCUUCCAAGCCAACAGCUUCGUUUUGACCUGCGCAGUCCGAAAGGUGUUCACAGAGCCCAAACACAAACGGACCUGCUGACCCCCCCCCCCCCCCCCCCCCCCCGGCACCGCGUGCCACUGACAGGGGGCGCUAGAGUCCAAAAAUUAGCAGACCUGUCAAGUGCCAAGUUUAGCUGGGACUAGAUUCCUGUGGAAUCGAUUGUGUGAAAUCAGAAACGUGAUCAAUUCAACAGCAAACGUUUCCACUAGAAGUCUCUCUCAGGGUCUUCAGUGUAAAUUCAACGGCAAACGUUUCCACUAGAAGUCUCUCUCAGUGUCUUCAGUGUAAAUUCAAUGGCAAACGUUUCCACUAGAAGUCUCUCUCAGCGUCUUCAGUGUAAAUUCAAUGGCAAACGUUUCCACUAGAAGUCUCUCUCAGCGUCUUCAGUGUAAAUUCAAUGGCAAACGUUUCCACUAGGUCUCUCUCAGCGCCUUCAUUGUAAAUUCAAUGGCAAACGUUUCCACUAGAAGUCUUUCUCAGUGUCUUCAGUGUAAAUUCAAUGGCAAACGUUUCCACUAGAAGUCUCUCUCAGCGUCUUCAGUGUAAAUUCAAUGGCAAACGUUUCCACUAGAAGUCUCUCUCAGCGUCAUUGUAAAUUCAAUGGCAAACGUUUCCACUAGAAGUCUUUCUCAGCGUCUUCAGUGUAAAUUCAAUGGCAAACGUUUCCACUAGAAGUCUCUCUCAGCGUCUUUAGUGUAAAUUCAACAUCUUUUCAAGACACGGAGAAAGACUUCUAGCGGAAACGUUAGCGAUAUAAUUCCGUUUCUUUCAGAGCGUCUAAAUUCAGCACCUGGUGAAUCUUUUACAGUUUUGGAAGAAGUCUGAAUUUUGUUUGUUUGUUUGAAAUGUUUGUAUUUAUUUAUUUUUUGUCAAAUUAAGAGAAAGAUGCCUUCGAUCUCAGAGACUGUAUUUUUUGUUUGAAAAUCACAAAGAUUUGAAAACUUUUAAUUAUUUUUUUUUUUUUCAAGUUUUUACUUUUAAAAAUGAAUGAAAUAUUAAAAACAAAACACACAGACACACAAAC
Acipenser ruthenus (sterlet) is the source of this 2235-nucleotide messenger RNA. It is a transcript of the gene gng3, whose product is annotated as guanine nucleotide binding protein (G protein), gamma 3. Bases 247 to 474 code for a protein of 75 amino acids. Lineage: Eukaryota; Metazoa; Chordata; Actinopteri; Acipenseriformes; Acipenseridae. Gene Ontology annotation, biological process: G protein-coupled receptor signaling pathway. The transcript is spliced from 3 exons. Gene Ontology annotation, cellular component: heterotrimeric G-protein complex. Gene Ontology annotation, molecular function: G-protein beta-subunit binding. The record is from RefSeq and is a predicted model, not a curated record.